Rhodofomes roseus is the source of this 1126-nucleotide messenger RNA. RefSeq lists its product as uncharacterized. Lineage: Eukaryota; Fungi; Basidiomycota; Agaricomycetes; Polyporales; Fomitopsidaceae. The record is from RefSeq and is a predicted model, not a curated record. Gene Ontology annotation, molecular function: ATPase activator activity; protein-folding chaperone binding. The transcript has 5 exons. Gene Ontology annotation, cellular component: mitochondrion. The coding region runs from base 53 to 808 and encodes 251 amino acids. Gene Ontology annotation, biological process: protein complex oligomerization; [2Fe-2S] cluster assembly.
UCAGCGGGGCCGAUUUGGACGAGCCGUGUUAUCUAAUCUAAGCGCCACCGCCAUGUUCCGUCGUGCACUCACCGCUGCCCUGCCCAGGUCGUCCUUCGCGCCGUCCAGGCUCUCCUCCUCGUCGCCCCGCCGUGUUCUCCCCGCCGCCCCGUGCGCCGCUCAAUCACCACUCGGACGCAGGAGCCUUGCGACAGCCUCAGCCCCUCGUUCGUGCCCGCAAUGCUCAGCACCGCUCACGACACCCCUGCCGGUCUGCACCAAGUGCUACUGGAUCUCGAACAUUCCUGGCGACAUGACUUACCAUGAAAUGCUUGGGACUCCAUAUGAGCCGAAUCCGUUUGUCGUCGACACUGCAGCCAUCAAGCGACAGCUCAGGCAGCUGCAGACUGUCGUGCACCCCGACCGCUGGGUGGGCAAGGAGCGGGAGAAGCAAGACGCGGCGGCAGUAAUGUCCUCGCGGGUCAACGAAGCGCUUCACCGACUGUCCAAUCCCCUCCGGCGCGUUGAGUACAUCCUCCAGCGCGAGGGCUACCCCAUAGGCGAGAGCGAGAACCUGGAGGACCCAGAGGUGCUCAUGGAGACCAUGGAGAUGCGCGAGGAGAUCGAGGGUGCGGAGUCGAAGGAGGAGGUUGAGCGGGUGCGCGCGACCAAUGCGGAGAAAGUGGAGGAGACUAUGCAAGAGAUCACUGAGCUUGUUGGCCGGAAGGACUGGCCUGCGGCGAAGGUAGCCGCCAUCAAGCUGAAGUAUCUGCAGGGUAUUGAGAAUGCUGCCGCGGCUUGGCCACAUCCGCUGGGUAGUGACCACUGAGCAAUGAUAAUGGUCCAUCUCGACAAAUUCCGGAGUGACAUUGUUCCCACCUAUGUCCAGCCUCCAGCUGAAGUACUACACGGUUGACUGCUGCUAAGGUUGCAUCGAAAUCAGCUCGGGCCUGCAGUCUAGUGCGUCCCCAUUUCAUGACCGACCGACCACAGGCCAAGUCGACCACCCUGCUUUCUGGCCGUGCAGUGUUGUGCAGCGCCGACAGUCAGUGAUCCGGGGCGGUGGAGAUCAAGUCGCGAUGCACGUUGUCUGCGCGGCAGAUUUGCGUUUUUACAUAGUUUCCUGGGCUUCUCCGAUGAUCACUUC